AAGAACAAAUAAAUUCGGUGCUGCGCUCGGAACUGUGUUAUCUGUAGCCUAGUUACCAAAAUAGAGCCAUAACCGUUGAAGACGAAGCUUAAGGAUAUACCCUCAGCAUGGGGGUGGCUGAAGAUUUCGCUCCCAGCUUUGUUAAGAAGCCACAACUGCAUCAGGAGGAUGAUGGCAAUCGAUUAAUAUUUGAAUGUCAGCUAUUGUCAUCGCCGAAACCGGAUAUUGAAUGGUUUCGAAGCGAUGCUAAGCUCGAACAGGAUGGCCGAACCAAAUUUAAAAUACAGCCCGUCGACGACAAUAAAUAUACUGUAAUAUUAGAGCUCGAUGAUGUGGUUGAAACCGAUGCCGGUCUUUAUAAAGUGAAAGCGAAAAAUAAGUCUGGUGAAGUUUCAGCUUCGAUUAAUUUAAAUUUCACACCUGCUGACGAACCAAAAGAAAAACAAAUCGACGGUUUCGCGCCGACAUUCGCGAAAAAGCCCGCCAUACGACAGGAAGAAGAUGGCAAAAAACUUUUAUUUGAGUGCCGGGUUAAUGCCGAUCCAAAGCCAAAUAUUAUUUGGUAUCACAACGGAACACCUGUAAAAGAAUCUGGGAGACAUAAGCUAACUAUCGAUAAGGAUGUCCAUUCAUAUUUCGCAACACUUGAGAUUGUAAAUGUCACUGUUGAGGAUGCUGGCAAAUACAAAGUGAAUGCUAAAAAUGAAUUGGGAGAAAGCAAUGCCACAAUAAGCCUUAACUUCGAUAGUGCUAGCGAUGCCAACGGUUUUGCGCCAUCAUUUAUCGAAAAGCCGAGGAUAAUUCCAAAUGAAUCUGGCACACUGAUCACAAUGAAAUGCAAGUGCAAGGCAAAGCCAGAGCCCAUUGUCACCUGGUUUAGGGGUCAAACUUUGGUGGAGAAGAGCAAAAAGAUUAAAAUAAACACAACUGUCAUUGCGGAGGAUACAUACGAACUGACAUUGGAAAUAAAGGAUCCUGGAGCAACAGAUGGUGGUACUUACCGAUGCAAUGUCAAGAAUGAAUAUGGCGAAUCAAAUGCCAAUCUUAAUCUUAACAUUGAAGCCGAACCAGAGCCCGAAGGUGAGGGUCCAACGUUUGUUGAAAAGCCACGAAUUGUAUCCGAAAAUAAUGGCAAAUUGGUGAUCAUGGAGUGUAAGGUGAAAGCAGACCCCAAGCCAGAUAUCAUUUGGUUCCGCAACGGCGAAGUGAUUAAAGAAAGUAACAAACUAAAAAUGUCAAUGGAACAGCGCGGUGAUCAAUACUAUAUUAAAUUGGAGCUAUUGGAUCCACAACUGGAGGACUCUGGGUUAUAUAAAUGCAACAUAAAGAAUACAUUAGGCGAGUUGAAUGCGAAUUUAACGCUGAAUAUAGAAAUCGUUCCUGUUAUUAAAGACAAACCAAAGAUUAUAAAGAUUAUUAAGAAGCGAACUGUCGUCAUCGAGUGCAUAGUGGCAUCAAAGUUCGAACCGAAAUGUACGUGGUACAAGGAAACCAAUACGGUUCAGGAGAGCAAGAGACACGUUUACCUAGUAGAGCAGACGAAGGACGGAGAGUUUCAGGUUAAACUUGAGAUCAACGAUGUUCAGGACAGUGACAAGGGUGCCUAUAAAUUGGUGGCUAGCAAUGAGAAGGGCGAAGCUGUGUCUCAAAUCGUAAAUCUGGUCGAAAUUCCCGAGGAGGAACGCAAGCCUGAAAAGCCGACAAUAUCCAGAAAACUAGUUGACCAAAAGGUCAUAGAAUCAAAGACUUUUGAGCUAUUAAUUAACCUAACGAAGUCCGAUCGAAAGUGUAAAAUUGAGUGGUAUAAAGGUAGCACCUUGAUUCGCGAAACCAAGGAUAUAACCACCACUUUUGAUGGUACGACGGCUCGUUUGACAUUUAGUAGUGCUAAAUCGGAGCAUACUUCUAAUUAUAAAGUCAUUGUAAGCAAUGAAAUUGGAAAGGAUGAAUCAACUUGUAAAAUUACGGUUGAAAAAGGUAGCAAGAAAAAGGACGAAGAAGAGCAGAAGGAAAAGGACAAGCAAAAGGAUGAAAUUGAAAAGCGACAAAAGCAACAAGGUGUAGAGCAAACAGUACAGAAGAAAUCUGAACGCAAGGCAAGUAUUGUAUCUGUAAAAGAGGAGAUCUCCUCGUCCGAGUCACGUCGCCAGUCGAUAAUCCAAUCCAAGGAAGAAGUCUUCGUAGAAGAUACAAAAAUAUCAUCACGGAGGUCAUCCCUAGCGGCAAGUUUUAAAUUUAUAGAUGAAUCUAAAACUGGUUCACGACGCUCAUCUAUUAUUGAAAAGAAAUCGUUGGAUCAGGUCGAUAGUAAGCAUCUAGAAGCUAAUAAGAAUCCACAGGCCUUAAAGGAAGAAAUACCAAAGCUAAAGCCAGCUGAAAAGCGAAGAACUUCAAAGGUAAUUGAGGAAAAGACACCUGUAGAGGAAUUACCAAAACUGCGUAAAACUUCAAUUGCUCAACCGAAAGAGGAACCCAAACCGGAAGUGGCAAAACCAAAGACGAAAACCAAAACAAAGCAAAAAGCUAAAUAUGAAGAGCUACCUGAAAUCCCAGAUUAUGAGAGACCCGUACUGGAAAAGUAUGAGAAAUCAGAAUUUACGCCCACAGAUUUUGGCCGUGAAUUAGAGAUACCUAAUAAGAUGGAAAAACCAAUAGUAGAUAAUGGCAAAAAGGAGAUAGAGGCAUCUCCUCAAAAGAAUGGCAUUCCAAAGAAGGGAGAAAUUAUUGAGAAACCGGCCGAGGAACCAAAAGCCUUAAAGCUUGGCAAAGGUAAAUUGCCUGAGGAAAAUGAUAACCGUGAUGGUGCAACACUGAAGCCUGUUAUUAUAGAACCAGAGGACGUAAAACCAAAAACUCCCAGAAUGCAACCACCUGCACCGGGCGAGCCACCCAAGAUCGAGGUAAUAAGGGAGAAGCGACCAUCGCUGGCCCCUGAGCCCCCAAGUCGUCGGGGUUCCCUGAUACCGCCAGCAGAUAUGGGGAGACGACCGUCAUUGAUUAUUAACGACGAGCGGCGAAGACCAUCAAUUGAUGUUCGUCGUCCAAGUGUGCAGGAUCUAGAAGACCUUAUCAACAAACCAUCGACACCACUACGCGAUGUCGGUGAUGGUGGUCCCCCAUCAAUUGUCGAUGUCCAAGAGUCAUAUUCGGUGGUUGAAGACUCGACUGCCUACCUCACGGUCGGUGUCGAGGGCUGCCCAGCGCCCACAUUUAAAUUCUACAAGGGUGUUAGCGAGAUCCUUGAGGGCGGUCGUUACAAAUUCCUCACCGAUGGGCAGACAAACACAAUUACACUGUGUAUGCGUAAGUGCAAGCCAAAUGAUGAGAGUAAAUACAAGGUGGUUGUAUCGAAUAUACACGGUGAGGAUUCGGCGGAGAUGCAAUUAUAUGUCUCCGAUUCGAGUGGCAUGGACUUCCGAGCCAUGCUUAAGAAAAGACGUUAUCAAAAAUGGGACAAAGAUGAACAGGAUCCCAAUUGGGGUGAUCUGAAGGAAACGGAAAAACCGUUGCCGGCCCUUAAAAAGUUGAAAGAGGCACCAGGAUCACGUAGACCAUCUUUAGCUGAAUUGAUCCCCGAUUGGCCGACACUACAUCCAUUUCGAAGAGAGGAGAAAGUAGAGUCCUUCCUUAGUCCCCUAAUUGAUCAAUUUGCUAAGGAAGGAAAGGAUAAGAAGGUUGUGUUCGAGGCGAGAUUCAGCAAACCAAACUGCAAGCCCAAGUGGCUAUUCCGCAAAGAUGAAGUGUUUACGGGCAGUAAAUUUAAAUUUAAACAGGAAAACGAUACAUAUCAGUUAAUAAUUACUACUCCCAAAGUCGAGGAUACUGGCAAGUAUACUAUCGAAAUCGGCGGUGUGUCUAGUACGGCCUUCUUGAAUGUCGAAGAGCCAGAUCCAUCGUAUACUUUUACGAAACCUCUGAAAAAGAAGCUCGACGGAUUUACGCAACACGAAACGACAUUGGAGUGUUCCGUUAGCAGUAGUAUGGCCAAUGUCCAUUGGUUUAAGGACAAUACCAAAAUCGAAUCAGAUGAUCCUCGUUAUCUUAUCUCCAAAGAUAUUAAUGGUAAUCUUAAACUGAUUAUUAAGGACACGGUUCUUGAGGAUUUGGGUCUUUAUCGUUGUCAGUUAGACAAGCAACCCGAUAAAACUGAGUGUACGCUAAAGGUCACCGAGUAUCCGUACAAAUUUGUCAAAGUUCUCAAGUCUCAGCAGUGCAUAGAAAAGGAUACGGUGACUCUAGCUUGCGAGAUUGAUGAUGCUCGCGGUGAAGUUCAAUGGUUCCGUAAUAAUGAGGAAGUCAAACCUGAUAAACGUUUUCAAGUGGUUAAAGAUGGUCGUAAGCGUAAGCUAGUGAUAAAAGAUUGCAAGGUUACGGAUGCCGGUCAGUUUAAAUGCACGACGAAUGCGGAUAAGACAGAAGCAGAAAUAAUUAUCAACUAUCAAAAUCGUUUUAAAAAACUCAAGGACACCGAUGCCGUAGAAAGAGAGAAGCUUGUUCUCGAUAUCGAGCUUCAAGACCAAACAGCACCCUGCGAUUGGAAAUUUAAUGGCGAACCCAUAGUGCCAAGUGAACGCAUUGAGAUCAAGAAUUUAGGGGGCGGAAAGCAUCAACUUAUCUUUAAUAACCUGGAUAUGUCUGAUGAGGGUGAAAUUUCCUGCGAAUCGGGACAGCUUAGUUCCAAGUGUAAUGUUACGGUGCGUAAGGGUGAAAGUAGGCCAAAUAUUGAUUGUCCUGAUCAAUUUGCUGGACCAAUUAGUGCUCCUGUCGUUUUAGAAGUACCAUUUAAAGUUUCCGGUACUAAACAAACUCCUGUAGAAGCAAAAUUAUUCAAAGACGGCAAGCCCUUGCCCGUCAAGGAUGUAGAGGUCGCUGUUAAUGACGACAAGGUGACAUUUAAGUUCAAAAAACCAUCUAGAGAUUUAUCCGGACCGUAUCAAAUUAAAAUAUCCAACGGCCAAGGUGAAGAUACCAAGGAUGUCCAAGUGAUAUUCCAAGAUGUGCCGCUGCCCCCGAAUGACGUUGAUAUUACCGAAAUAUAUCAGACAUCAUGUGUCGUUAACUUUAAGCCACCGUCGGAUGACGGCGGCUCUCCUCUAAUAAAAUAUGUUAUUGAACGACAGGAUUUAAGCAAGAAACAAGGCUGGGAGCCAGUAUCUGAGGUUAAACCUAACGAGCCGUGUUGCAAGAAAAUCGAUGACCUGAUACAAAAACAGUACAGAUUCCGGAUUCGUGCUGUCAACAGCAUUGGUCCCUCAGAUCCGGCAACCUUUAAGAAUACAAUCUUGGCCAAGGAUCCAUGGGAUGAGCCUGGAAAGCCCAAGGAAGUGGAUCUUACUGACUGGGACAAGGAUCAUGCUGAUCUCAAAUGGGAAGCACCAGAUAGUGAUGGUGGUGACCCGAUCACAGCCUAUGUUGUGGAGUACAAAGAAAAGUUCUCCAACGACUGGGUUUCAGGAAAGGAAGUUAAUGGCGAUGCCCGAACCGCCACAGUUGAUGGCCUUAAAGAGGGCCAGCAGUACGAAUUCCGAGUCCGUGCUAUUAACCGAGCUGGACCUGGUGAACCCAGUGACAAGACAAAAUCCAUUAUUGCCAAAUGCCGUUUCGUCAAACCAUUCCUGGUGGGCGAUGGCCUUAAGAAUAUAACAGUGAAAAAGGGCCAAACCAUACGUUACGAUAUCAAGUAUGAUGGUGAGCCCGAACCAAGUGCAACAUGGGUAAAGAAUACCGAUAACUUAACGUUCGAUAACCAACGAAUUUGUCUUGAGCAAUUGGAUAGAAACUCUUCAAUAACUAUAAAGAAAUCGGUCAGAAAGGAUACAGGAACAUACAAAUUGGUAUUAUCAAAUAGUUCUGGAACCAUAGAGUCCGAAGCCCAAGUUGUGGUUCUCGAUCGACCCUAUGCUCCGGGUGGUCCUUUUGAACCUGAAGAGGUUCGUGCCAAUCACAUCAAGAUGAAGUGGCGACGUCCCGAGGAUGACGGUGGCUGUGACAUCACAGGCUAUGCUUUAGAGCGUAUGGAUGAGGAGACGGGUCGUUGGAUACCCGCGGGAGAAGUUGGUCCCAAUGAGACCUCUUUUGAUUUUAAGGGAUUAACCCCGAAUAAGAAGUACAAAUUCCGUGUCAAGGCAGUGAACAAAGAAGGUGAAUCUGAGCCAUUAGAAACCACCGAUGCCAUUGUGGCCAAGAAUCCUUAUGAUCCACCGAGUCCACCAAGCCAGCCCAUUAUCGAUGAUUACGAUAACAAGAGUGUCCUGCUCAAGUGGAAAAGACCACCAUCGGAUGGCGGUCGUCCAAUCACUCACUAUGUCGUUGAAAUUAAAGAUAAAUUCUCACCCUCUUGGAGUGAGGUCGCCAAGACGGAGGAUCCUACGCCCGAGUGUUCGGUCGAUGGAUUAAAAGAAAAAAUGGUAUAUCAAUUUCGUGUGAGAGCCGUAAACAAGGCUGGAGCUUCAGAGCCAUCACAGCCCACAGAUAAUCACCUUUGCAAGCACAGAAAUCUAAAACCCUUGAUUGAUCGUAGUACUUUUAAACGAGUAACUAUGAAGAGUGGGCGCUCCCAUAAAUGGUCCGUCGAUGUCAUCGGUGAACCUAUCCCAGAACUCCAUUGGAGUUGGAGAGAUGAUGUUCCCUUGACUAACAGCAAUCGAAUUAAGAUAGAAAAUGUAGACUAUCAUACUGAUUUUUUGAUCACGAAUGCAGUGCGCAAGGAUAGUGGUUUUUACACUUUAAAAGCAGAAAAUCGUAAUGGAAUCGAUCGUGAGACAGUUGAAUUAAUUGUUUUGGGCAAACCUACUUCCCCAAAAGGACCUCUUGCGGUCUCCGACGUCACCUCGACGGGCUGCAAAUUGCACUGGAAAAAGCCUGAAGAUGAUGGUGGUGUACCCAUCAAGGAGUAUGUCGUAGAGAAAAUGGACACCGCGACGGGUAAAUGGAUAAGAGUUGGACGCUCUCCCGGUGAAAAGGAACCGCCUAGCUUCGAUGUAACUGGCUUAAGUCCUGGCUCCGAAUAUAUGUUCCGUGUAUCCGCCGUCAACGAGGAAGGUGAAUCUGAACCAUUGACCACUUUGGUCGGUGUCGUUGCCAAGGAUCCGUUCGAUGAGCCCAAUAAGCCGGGUACUCCCGAGGUCACCGAUUAUGACAAUCAAAGUGUUAGUCUGAAGUGGGCAGCGCCAAAUAAUGAUGGCGGUGCCCCAAUACAGAAAUAUAUUAUUGAAAGAAAAGAAAAGAACCGACCAGAUUGGGAAAAAGCUUUGGAAAUACCCGGAGAUCAGCUGGAGGCGACUGUUUCCGGUCUACAAGAAUACGAAGAAUAUCAAUUCCGUGUUAUAGCUGUUAACAAGGCGGGUCCGUCGCCCCCAUCCGAUGCAAGUGCUCCUCAAAUUGCAAAGUAUAAGAAAUUGAAACCUCGCAUUGAUCGAACAAACCUUAAGCCUUUGCUAAUUCGUGCUGGUAAGCCUAUUAAAUACGAUGUAAAUGUUCGCGGCGAACCCCCACCGACAAUAAUUUGGUAUCAAAACGAUAUAGAACUCAAGCCAGAAAAAUUACCUAGUAGUAGCGAAAUUAAGAACAUCCCAUAUAAUACAAAGAUAUCCAUUAUUGAUACGGUUCGCAAUAAUACAGGAAUUUAUAAGAUAAAAGCUAUUAAUGAGCACGGUGAGGAUGAGGCUACUGUUGAAGUAAAUGUUCUAGCUCCGCCUGGUAAGCCAAGGGGUCCUUUGGAGGCCAAGGAUGUGACAAAAGACAGCUGUAAAUUAAAAUGGAAAAAGCCCGAAGAUGAUGGUGGCAAGCCAAUAACAGCAUACCAAGUCGAAAAGUUUGAUACUAAACAGGGUCGAUGGGUUCCUGUCGGCCGGACCUCAGGCAAUGAUACCGAAUUUGAUGUCAAGGGCCUUCAAGAGGGCCAUGAGUAUCAGUUCCGGGUCAAGGCUGUCAAUGAGGAAGGCGAAUCGGAGCCCCUGGAUACUGAUGGCAAAAUUAUAGCCAAAAAUCCGUACGAUGCUGCUAGCAAGCCGGGUACACCCAAGAUCGAAGAUUACGACCAGCAUAUGGUGAAGCUUAAGUGGGCAGAACCAAAGGAUAAUGGAGGAGCCCCAAUUACUGGUUACAUCAUUGAAAAAAAAGAUAAGUUCUCGCCUGUUUGGGAUGAAGUACUUACGACGAAUACAUCCACACCAGAAGCAACCGUUGAUGGCUUAACUGAAGGCAAUAUUUACCAAUUCCGUGUGCGGGCAGUGAACAAAGCUGGUCCCAGUGAAGCUAGCGAUUCUACAGAACCACACUUGGCCAAACACAGAAAUCUUAAACCAUCGAUAAACCGCGAAAAGAUGAAACCCAUCAAGGUACGGGCUGGCCAAACUGUCAAAUUCGAUGUGGAUGUUAAGGGCGAGCCAGCUCCAACACUAACCUGGUUCUUUAAAGAAAAGGAACUUUCACCAACAGGACAAGUGAGAUUAGAGAACGAAGACUACAAUACAAAGCUUACCCUACUCGAUACAGCGCGCAAUGUAAGCGGGGAAUAUAAGCUUCGAGCUGAAAAUAUCAAUGGUGUCGAUGAGGCUCUUGUUGAAGUUAUUAUUCUUGACAAGCCCUCAAAGCCCGAAGGUCCUUUGGAGGUCUCGAACGUUCACAAGGAAGGAUGCAAGCUAAAGUGGAAGAAACCCAAGGAUGAUGGCGGUGUUCCCAUCACCGGUUAUAUCGUAGAAAAAAUGGACACAGCGACGGGUAAAUGGGUUCCUGCUGGUUCUGUUGAUUCCGAAAAGACCGAUAUCGAUAUUAAGGGUCUAGAUCCCAAUCAUCGCUAUCAGUUCCGAGUUAAGGCCGUGAACGAGGAGGGUGAAUCGGAGCCAUUGGAAACUGAUUCAGCGAUUACAGCCAAAAAUCCAUUUGAUAUAUCAGCGCCACCCGGCCUUCCCGAACUAGAUGAUUGGGAUGAGCAUCAUGUAAAAUUGAAGUGGGAACCACCAAUACGCGAUGGCGGCUCUCCCAUUACAAGUUAUAUCGUCGAAGUUAUGGAUAAGGACUCGGGAGAAUUUGUUAAAGCAAUGGAGACGGAAGGUCCAAUUUGCAAGGGCGUGGUUAAGAAGUUGGAAGAGGGUCAGCAGUACAAGUUUAGAGUUCGUGCUGUUAACAAGGCCGGGCCAUCGGAUCCAUCUGAGCAGAGUAAUUGGCAUACAGCCAAGCCACGCUACCUAAAACCUCUUAUUGACCGAACCAAUCUGAAGCCGGUUAUCGUUAAAGCUGGUUUGUCUAUAAGCUUGGAUAUAAACAUCAAGGGUGAGCCUGCUCCAAAAGUGGAAUGGUUCUUUAACAACUUACCACUGGUAAGCAGUGAGGAAGAUAAAAUAGAUAAUAUUGAUUACAAUACAAAGUUCUUUGUCAUGCGUUCUCAACGCCCACAAAGUGGCAAGUAUACCAUCAAGGCCACAAACGAAGUUGGCGAAGAUGUCGCCGAAUUGGAGAUUAGUGUUUUGGGUAAACCUGGAAAGCCAAAGGGUCCCCUACAAGUCAACGAUAUCACGAAACACAGCUGCAAGCUUAAAUGGGAAAAACCCGAUGAUGAUGGUGGAACUCCCAUUGAUUAUUAUGAAAUUGAAAAACUUGACCCGCACACGGGUCAAUGGUUGCCAUGUGGAAAGAGUACCGAACCCGAAGCAAAAGUUAUAGGUCUUCACGAAGGAAAACCAUACAAGUUCCGAGUAAGAGCCGUUAACAAGGAGGGUGAAUCGGAAGAUUUGGAAACAGAGAAACCUAUUAUUGCUAAGAAUCCAUUCGAUGAACCCGAUAAGCCCGGCCGACCCGAACCCACUAAUUGGGAUAAGGACUUCGUUGACUUGGCGUGGGAUUCACCAAAAACCGAUGGUGGGGCACCCAUUCAGAAAUAUAUCAUUCAAAUGAGGGACAAAUCUGGAAGGGCUUGGGUGGAUGCCGCCACUGUGCCAGGUGAUAAGACCACUGGCACCGUUACUUCCGGCAUCGAAGAUGGACAUGAGUAUGAGUUUCGUAUCGUUGCAGUCAAUAAGGCAGGUCCAAGUGAACCUAGUGAUGUUUCCAAAACGGUAAUAGCUAAGCCUCGAUUCUUAAAACCACAUAUCGACCGCAAGAAUCUGCAGAAGAAAAUUAUGCGCAGUGGUCAAAUGCUUCACAUGGAUGCUGCUGUUAAGGCAGAGCCACCAGCUAAAAUCGUCUGGACAUACAAUGGCUCGGAAAUCAAAUCAUCCGAUCACAUCAAGAUUGAUAAUGAGGAUUACAAGACUACAUUUAUAAUGCCAAAGGUGAAGCGAGCGGAUCGUGGUACAUACAUAGUAACUGCGAAAAAUGAUUCCGGUUGUGAUACAGUGGAAGUUGAACUAGAGGUUCUAUGCAAGCCGAGCAAGCCUAAGGGUCCAUUAACUGUAUCCGAUGUAACAGCGGAGAGUGUCCACCUGAAAUGGGAGAAGCCCGAAGAUGAUGGUGGUGAGCCCAUUGAACAAUAUGUUGUUGAACGUAUGGAUACAGAAACGGGACGGUGGGUACCAGUUUUAACCACUAAGGUUCCAGAAGCUGAUGUCCCUGGCCUUACCGAAGGUAAAGAAUAUAUGUUUCGAGUCAAGGCUGUCAAUGCUGAAGGUGAAUCGGAGCCUUUGGUCACCGAUGUUCCUACCAAGGCUAAGAAUCCAUUUGAUGCCGCCGAGACCCCCGGUAAGCCACAAAUUCUCGAUUGGUCAGCAAAUCAUUGUGAUCUUAAAUGGCGAGCUCCCGAUGAUGACGGUGGUGCACCAAUCACUGGUUAUAUAAUUGAAAAGAAGGAUCCAAAUACCGGAAAAUGGCAAAAAGCUCUUGAAACCAAUACGCCAGAUUGUAAGGCGCGUGUUAAUGAUUUAAUUGAAGGAAAUAAAUAUCAAUUCCGAGUCAAGGCCAUAAACAAGGCGGGUCAAAGUAAGCCUUCAGAGCCUUCGGACCAAAUGACGGCCAAAGAUCGCUUUGCACCCCCGAAAAUUGACAGAACUAAUAUUAAGGAUAUUACUAUUAAAGCCGGACAACACCUUCGUUAUGAUAUUAAAGUGUCUGGAGAACCGCCAGCAACAAAAGUUUGGCUGCACAAUAAGGCACGAUUGGAAAACGAUGAUAGUGACUAUAAUAUUGACAUUGAAUCUUAUCGCACCAAGCUGACGGUCCCAUUUUCGAAACGUUUCCACUCCGGCAAAUAUACCCUUAAAGCUGAGAAUGAGUCGGGUCGAGAUGAGGCUUCAUUUGAAGUAAUUGUCUUAGACAGACCUGGUGCUCCAGAAGGACCAUUGCGUGUCACAGAUGUUCAUAAGGAGGGUUGUAAGCUAAAAUGGAACCCUCCGCUGGAUGAUGGUGGCCUGCCCAUUGAGCAUUACAUCGUUGAAAAACUAGACGUGGAGUCAGGACGUUGGCAGCCAUCGGGUCGCUAUAAGGAACCCUUUGCCGAACUUAACAAUUUGGAGCCAGGACAUGAAUAUAAAUUCCGAGUUAUAGCAGUAAAUACUGAGGGUGAUUCCGAACCAUUAACUGGGGAACAGUCCGUCAUUGCAAAGAAUCCAUUCGAUGAGCCCGGCAAACCUGGAACUCCAGAAGCAACAGAUUGGGAUAAGGAUCAUGUGGACUUGGUAUGGCGCCCCCCACUCAACGAUGGUGGAUCUCCCGUUACCGGUUACAUCAUUGAGAAACGAGAAAAAGGAACUGAUAAAUGGAUUAAGGGUGCUGAAGUCUCGGCUCCAACUUGUGGCGAAGAGUGCAAAUCGACGGUGCCAAAUCUUAAUGAAAACUGUGAAUACGAAUUCCGUAUUAAGGCAGUAAAUGCUGCUGGACCUAGUGAACCUUCUGAUGCCAGCAAAACUGUUAUUACUAAGCCCAGAAAACUGGCCCCCAAGAUUGACCGCAAGAAUAUACGGACUUACAACAUUAAGGCCAGGGAAGCGAUUUUUUUGGAUAUUAAAAUCAGUGGCGAACCGGCACCCAAUGUUACUUGGAAUCAAAAUAACAAGUCCAUUCCGGCCACAUCAGUUUGCCAUGUGGAGAAUAUUCCGUAUAAUACGAAGUAUAUAAAUAAUAGUCCUGAACGUAAGGAUACGGGACUCUAUAAGAUCACCGCACAUAACCUUUAUGGUCAAGAUCAAGUGGAAUUCCAAAUCAAUAUAAUUGAUAAACCUGGAAAGCCUGAAGGGCCCUUGGAAAUAUCAGAUAUUCACAAAGAUGGCUGUAAACUGAAAUGGAAGAAGCCAAGAGAUGACGGUGGUGAACCUAUAGAAAGCUAUUUGAUUGAAAAACUUGAUCCAGAUACAGGUAUUUGGCUUCCUGUGGGCAAGAGUGACGUACCAGAGUACAAUGUUGAUGGCUUGGUGCCAGGACAUGAGUACAAGUUCCGUGUUAAGGCCGUAAAUAAGGAGGGCGAGUCAGAACCACUUGAAACUUUGGGAGCGAUUGUUGCCAAGGAUCCAUUUACUGCCCCAUCACAGCCUGGACAACCAGAACCCACCGAUUGGACAGCCAAUAAGGUAGACCUGGCUUGGACAGAGCCAGCAAGUGAUGGUGGAUCACCAAUUACUGGUUAUAUUAUUGAAGUUAAAGAUAAGUACAGUCCUCUGUGGGAGAAGGCUUUAGAAACCGAUGGCGCAGCUCCUAUAGCCACUGUACAAGGCUUAAUUGAGGGCAAUGAAUACCAAUUCCGGAUAAUUGCCCUAAACAAAGGUGGUCAAUCGGAGCCUUCAGCUCCAAGCAAAAACUUUAUUGCAAAACCGCGAUACCUUGCACCGAAAAUCGAUCGAAGAAAUCUUCGCGAUGUAACCAUAUCCUCCGGAACUGCUCUUAAAUUAGAUGCAAAUAUAACAGGAGAACCCGCACCUAAAGUCGAAUGGAAAUUCUCGAAUUACCCUCUGUCAUCCGGUAAAAAUGUUACAAUUGAAAGUCCGGAUUAUUAUACCAAAUUGGUAAUACGACCAUCACAGCGUAGUGAUUCUGGCGAGUACUUGGUCACUGCCACAAAUAGUUCGGGUAAAGAUAGUGUCCUAAUCAAUGUUGUUAUUACUGAUAAGCCAUCACCACCUAACGGGCCACUUCAAAUCUCAGAUGUUUGUAAGGAGGGAUGUCACUUAAAAUGGAAACGGCCAAGCGAUGAUGGUGGUACUCCUAUUGAGUACUUCCAAGUUGACAAGUUGGAUCCAGAAACGGGAUGUUGGAUUCCUUGCUGUCGUUCUAAUGAGCCCCAAGUGAACGUAACUGGCUUAACUCCCGGUAAUGAAUACAAGUUUCGUGUUUCAGCUGUGAAUGCUGAAGGCGAGUCCCAGCCUUUAAUUGGAGACGAGACAAUUGUAGCCAAAAAUCCCUUUGAUGAGCCUGGCAAGCCGGAGAAUCUUAGAGCCGUAAAUUGGGAUAAAGAUCACAUCGACUUGGCCUGGACACCGCCGUUAACUGAUGGUGGUUCCCCUAUAACUGGAUAUCUGGUUGAAAAGAAGGAUAAGUUUGGUAAAUGGGAGAAGGCUCUAGAAGUUCCCCCACAUCAAUGCAAUGCCACUGUUCAAGAUUUAAUCGAGGGACAAUCCUAUGAAUUCCGCGUGUCUGCCAUAAAUGCUGCUGGACUAGGAGAACCAUCAGAUGCCACAUCCCCGAUUACUGCCAAGUCACGUAAUAAGCCGCCAAUUAUAGAUCGCUCCAACUUAAUUGAAGUACGAAUUAAAUCUGGACAAGGAUUUGUAUUUGAUUGUAAAGUAUCUGGAGAGCCUGCGCCUAUAACUAAGUGGUUCCUCAAGAAAAAAGAAGUAAUCUCAAAGGAUAACGUCAAAGUAAUUAAUGUUGAGUACAACACUAAACUAAAAGUGACUUCUGCAACAAGAGCCGACACCGGUUUAUAUACCAUACAUGCAGAGAAUGUCAAUGGUGAAGACAAUGCCGAAGUAAGGGUAACUGUGAUUGACAAGCCCUCGCCCCCUAAUGGACCACUGGAGAUUAAUAAUAUAAACGCUGAGGGUUGCAGCUUACAUUGGAACCCUCCCGAUGAUGAUGGUGGUCAACCUAUUGACAAUUAUAUUGUUGAAAAACUAGAUGAAGCAACAAAUCGUUGGGUGCCAGCUGGUGAGACAGACGGCCCAACCACCACUCUCAAAGUGAAGGGUCUUACACAGGGACAUAAAUAUAAAUUUAGAGUUCGUGCUAAAAAUCGUCAAGGAAUCUCAGAACCCCUUACAACAAGCAAAGCGGUUGUGGCUAAAAAUCCGUAUGACGAGCCCACAAAGCCCGGCACUCCGGUCAUCAAAGAUUUUGACAAGGAUUUUGUUGAUUUGGAUUGGGCUAGACCAGAAAGUGAUGGGGGCUCACCUAUCAUAGGUUACAUCAUUGAGAAGCGUGACAAGUAUUCACCGGAUUGGGAAAAGUGUGCAGAGGUAAGUGGUGACACCACAACUGGUCACGUUCCCGAUCUUAUUGAAGGUGUUAAAUAUGAAUUCCGUGUUCGGGCGUUGAACAAAGCGGGUCCAGGUUUACCCAGUGAUUCCACAGAACCACAUGUUGCUAGACCCAAGAAUAUGCCUCCCAAGAUUGAUCGCAACUUUAUGGUGGAUAUAAAAAUUAAGGCAGGUAAUGUCUUUGAAUUUGAUGUUCCAGUAACAGGUGAACCAAUUCCAUCCAAAGAAUGGACUCAUGAGGAUAAUAUGGUCAUUAACACAGAUCGUGUAAAAAUUACCAACCUUGAUGAUCGAACCAAGUUACGUAUAUUAGAUGCCAAACGAUCGGAUACGGGGGCUUACACUUUAUUGGCUCGUAAUAUUAAUGGUAUGGAUAAACACACCGUUAAGGUUACUAUUUUGGAUGUACCAAGUACUCCAGAAGGACCAUUACGAAAUAGUGAUAUUACGAAAAACUCGAUAACCCUACACUGGCGACCACCCAGAGAUGAUGGUGGUUCUGAGAUCACACAUUACGUUGUGGAAAAAAUGGAUAAUGAAGCCAUGAGAUGGAUUCCAGUUGGUGAAAGUGCCGACACUGAAAUUCGUGCCGAUAAUCUAAUUGAAAAUCAUGAUUAUAGCUUCCGUGUUCGUGCUGUGAACAAACAGGGUCAAUCCCAGCCUUUGACCACCUCACAACCGAUAACUGCCAAAGAUCCGUAUUCGCAUCCCGAUAAACCCGGUCAACCUCAGGCAAUUGAUUGGGGCAAAGACUUUGUCGAUUUGGAGUGGGCUGCACCAAAAAAAGAUGGUGGUGCACCUAUAACUUCCUAUAUUGUUGAAAAACGACCCAAAUUUGGUCAAUGGGAACGAGCUGCUGUUGUUCCCAAUGAUGAGUGCAAAGCGCACAUCCCAGAAUUAACAGAUGGUGGGGAAUACGAAUUCCGCGUAAUUGCCGUUAACCGAGGUGGACCCAGUGAUCCAUCUGAUCCAUCGGGCACAGUUAUUUGCAAGCCAAGAUUUUUGGCACCGUUCUUUGAUAAAUCUCUCUUGAACGAUAUUACAGUUCAUGCUGGUAAGCGAUUGGGUUGGACUUUACCAAUUGAGGCAUCACCAAAACCAUCCAUUAAAUGGUUAUAUAAUGGCAAAGAAAUUGGUUUAAAUUCCCGAGGUGAAUGUACGUUUUUCCAAAACGAAAUAAACUUCGAAAUACCGUCGGCAUUGCGUAGUGACGAAGGACGAUAUACGUUAAUUCUGAAAAAUGAGCAUGGUUCAUUCGAUGCAUCUGCACAUGCCACCGUGUUGGAUCGCCCAUCAGCCCCGAAGGGACCUUUGGAUAUUACUAAAAUUUCUAGAGAUGGCUGCCAUUUGGCUUGGAAUGUUCCAGAAGAUGAUGGGGGCUCACCCAUUUUGCAUUAUAUUAUUGAAAAAAUGGACAUGUCUCGAGGAACUUGGUCAGAUGCUGGCAUGAGCACACAUCCUGUACAUGAUGUCAUACGACUUGUUCAUCGCAAAGAGUACUUGUUCCGCGUCAAGGCCGUUAAUGCUAUUGGGGAAUCUGAUGCUUUAGAGGCAUCCAAAAGCAUAAUAGCUAAGAACGAGUUUGAUGAACCGGAUGCUCCCGGUAAACCCAAUAUAACAGACUGGGGUUGCAAUCAUGUUGAUUUACAAUGGGCUGUACCUAAGAGUGACGGCGGAGCUCCACUAACUGAGUACAUAAUACAGAAAAAAGAAAAGGGCAAUCCAUAUUGGAUUAAUGUGCUACAUGUCCCAUCAAAUAAGAACACUGCGACAGUGCAAGAGCUGACCGAAGGACAAGAGUAUGAAUUCAGAGUAAUCGCAGUAAAUGAAGCAGGACAAUCGGAGCCAUCGGAACCAUCCGAUAUGAUAAUGGCUAAGGCACGCUACUUGCCUCCAAAGAUAAUCACACCCCUUCAUGAGAUACGUAUAAAAAGCGGUCUUAUCUUUCACACAGAUAUACAUUUUAUUGGUGAACCAGCACCUGAAGCGAUAUGGACGCGUAAUAAUGAUCCAUUAAAGUCAAACGAACGAUCAACGAUUACUUCAAUUGGUCAUCAUACUGUACUUCACACUGUUAACUGCCAACGUUCUGAUUCUGGAAUAUAUCACUUACUGUUACGCAAUGAUUCGGGCGUCGAUGAAGGCAGCUUCGAACUUAUAGUUCUCGAUCGCCCCGGCCCUCCCGAUGGUCCAAUGCAAUAUGAGGAAAUCACAGCAAAUUCGGUAACAAUAUCUUGGAAGCCACCAAAGGAUAAUGGUGGAUCUGAGAUUUCAUCAUAUGUUAUAGAAAAACGUGAUCUAACUCAUGGCGGUGGUUGGGUUCCAGCUGUCAAUUAUGUUAAUGCCAAAUACAAUCAUGCUUUAGUACCUAGACUCUUAGAAGGAACCAAAUAUGAGUUUAGGGUAAUGGCUGAAAAUCUACAAGGACGCUCUGAUCCACUAACUUCAGAUCAACCAGUAAUUGCCAAGAACCAAUAUACAGUACCAGGAACUCCAGGCAAACCUGAGCUAACGGAUAGUGACAAGGAUCAGAUAUCUAUCAAAUGGAAACAGCCUAUAAGUAAUGGCGGGUCACCCAUUAUUGGCUAUGACGUUGAACGUCGCGAUAUGGGCACUGGACGAUGGAUCAAAAUAAAUGGUCAGCCAGUCCCUACUACAGAGUAUCAAGACGAUCGUGUAUCACCGAAUCAUCAAUAUCAAUAUAGAGUAUCGGCAGUUAAUGCCGCUGGCAAUGGUAAAACCUCAGAAUCAUCAUUAACAUUUGAUGCUCGACCAUUGCGCGAAAAACCAAGACUUUACUUAGAAAACUUAGUUGGACGACGUGUUAAGGUCCGUGCCGGUGAACCUGUUAAUAUUACCAUACCAAUUUCUGGUGCUCCUACACCUACUAUUGAAUGGAAGCGUGGUGAUAUAAAGGUCGCAGAAAACAAGCGUAUUUCCCACGACACAAACUCUGAAAGAACCAUAUUUCGUAUUGAAGACUCAAAUAGAAAAGAUGCUGGAUCUUAUACAAUUUUUGCUAGUAAUGAAUUCGGCAAGGACUCUGCGGACAUUGAAAUUAUUGUCGUUGACAAGCCAUCAAUACCAGAAGGACCGUUGAGCUAUACGAAAACAGCGCCCGAUCACAUCUCGUUGCAAUGGAAUCCACCUAAAGAUGAUGGUGGCAGUGAGAUAACUGGUUAUAUAAUUGAAUUCUCAGAAUUUGGAGCUGACGACUGGAAACCCGUGCCCGGUUAUUGUCCCAAGACAAACUACACCGUCAAGGGUCUAACCGAAGGCAAAAAAUAUGUGUUCCGGGUGCGAGCGGAAAAUAUUUAUGGCACUUCUGAAGCUCUAGAAGGCAGGCCUGUCUUGGCAAAGUCGCCAUUCGAUCCACCUGGUCCACCAUCCCAGCCAACUAUUCCAGCAUAUUCUCCAAGCUCUGUCAGCUUAGAAUGGCAUCCACCUGACUAUUGUGGGGGCAAACCCGUAUCUGGUUACAUUGUGGAGAGACGUGAGCGCGGUGGCGAAUGGAUCAAGUGCAAUAAUUAUCCAACACCAAAUACUAGCUUUACCGUUCCAGAUUUACGUGAAGGAGCUCGCUAUGAGUUCCGCGUAAUUGCAUUAAACGAAGCUGGCCCCGGUCAACCGUCAAAGCCAUCGGAUACAGUCACGGCAGAACUUCAGCGAUAUUGUCCCGAUGCACCAGAACCACCUAAGGCCGAUCGCAUAUUUAAGGAUAGUGUUACAUUAUCAUGGCGACCACCACGCAACGAUGGAAAAUCCCGAAUCAAGGGCUAUCAUCUCGAAAUGCGGGCCAAAAAUGAUAAGGAUUGGAAGCCAGUUAAUGAUACGCCCAUAAACUCUACCGUUUAUACAGUACCAAAUCUAAAAGAGGGUGAGGAGUACUCAUUCCGUGUUAUUGCCGAAAAUGAUGUUGGCCGUUCAGAGCCAUCAAAGCCCUCACAACCUAUCACAAUUGAGGAGCAGCCCAACAAACCUUGCAUGGAUUUGGGUAAUGUUACGGAUAUUAUAUGCAGAGCUGGUGAUGAUUUUAGUAUUCAUGUUCCAUAUGUGGCUUUUCCCAAGCCAAAUGCCUUUUGGUAUUCCAAUGACACUGUCCUAGAUGAUGUUGAUACGCGUGUCCAUCAACAUUUGACCGAUGAUGCAGCUUCGUUUGUGGUGAAAAACUCGAAACGUUCGGAUUCCGGUCAAUACCGUCUACAAUUAAAGAACCCAUCAGGAUUUGAUACUGCUACCAUCAAUGUUAAGGUUUUGGAUAGACCAGCACCGCCAACAAAACUCCGAGCAGAUGAAUUUGCGGGAGAUUCCCUUACACUAUAUUGGAAUCCACCAAAGGACGAUGGCGGAUCUCCUAUACAGAAUUAUAUAAUUGAGAAGAAGGAAGCACACUCAUCCACGUGGACCAAAGUCAGUAGCUACUGUACAGUACCAUUUGUCCGAGUGCGUAACCUUGGUAUUAACAAGGAGUACGAUUUCCGGGUAAUAGCUGAAAAUAAAUAUGGACAAUCUGAUCCAGCCAAUACUACAGAGCCUAUUCGAGCCCGACAUCCAUUUGAUGUACCCAAUGUACCUGGAAUACCGCGUGGCAUUGACUCAACGGAAGAUAGCAUAACAAUCGCAUGGUCAAAACCAAAGCAUGACGGUGGCUCACCCAUUAUGGGCUAUAUUAUCGAAAAGCGCCUGUUGGGCGAGGAUAAAUGGACAAAGGCUGUGCAUUCAUUGUGUCCUGACACGACUUGUAAAAUACCGAACCUAAUAGAGAAUGCCGAAUAUGAGUUCAGAGUAGCAGCCUUAAAUGCGGCUGGUCAAUCCGGUUAUAGUGCAGCCAGUGAUUUAAUCUUCUGCCGUCGACCACCUCAUGCACCAAAAAUAACAUCAGAUUUAUCGAUACGUGAUAUGACUGUUAUAGCAGGUGAAGAAUUUCACAUCACAGUACCAUAUCAUGCCAACCCAAGACCAACCCCAUCAUGGCAGAUGAAUGGUCUUGAUGUAGUUCCCGAUAAACGGAUUAAAUUUGAUACGGAUGAUUUUGCUUCGGUUUAUCAUAAUUCAUCUGCGAAGAGAAGUGAAACUGGUUCGUACACCAUCACACUGACUAAUAGCAAGGGUUCCGACACAGCCUCAUGCCAUGUAACAGUUGUGGAUAGACCGGGACCACCGCAGGGACCAUUAAAUGCGUAUGAUAUAACUCCUGACACAUGCACACUCGCUUGGAAGACUCCGUUAGAUGAUGGCGGAUCACCAAUUACCAAUUAUGUUGUUGAAAAGCUUGAUGCCACCGGAACAUGGGGGAAACUUAGUAGCUUUGUUCGUAACACCCAUUACAACGUUAUGGGACUAGAGCCACAACAUAAGUAUCAUUUCCGCGUUAGAGCCGAGAAUCAAUAUGGUUUAUCCGAUCCCCUUGAUAUCCCUGAACCUAUUGUUGCAAGACAUCAAUUCACAGUCCCAGAUGAACCGGGCCAACCAAAAGUAAUUGAUUGGGACUCUGGCAACGUUACACUUAUUUGGACACGACCUGCCGGGGAUGGUGGAUCUCGUAUUCAAGGUUAUCAAAUUGAAUAUCGUGAUAUAGUGAAUGACUCAUCGUGGAAUACCUAUGACUAUCUUAUCAAAGAUACCAAAUAUCAACUGUAUAACUUAACCAACGGCUCUGAAUAUGAGUUUAGAAUAAAGGCUAAGAAUGCUGCAGGAUUAAGCAAACCUUCACCACCCUCCUUGCGCUUUAAGCUAAAAGGCAAAUUUAGCGUACCAUCGCCACCGGGAACUCCACAAGUUACUAAAGUUGGUAAAAAUUAUGUUGAUUUGAAGUGGGAGAAGCCGUUAAGAGAUGGUGGCUCUCGUAUCACUGGGUAUAUUAUAGAGCGAAGGGAUAUCGGUGGUGCCGUCUGGGUUAAGUGUAACGAUUAUAAUGUCUUAGAUACAGAAUUUACAGUGAUUAACCUUAUUGAAAUGGGCGAUUACGAGUUCCGUAUAUUUGCUGUUAAUUCAGCGGGAAGAUCGGAGCCAAGCCUAUGCACAAUGCCCAUUAAGGUUUGUGAAGUAAUUGGUGGAGAGAAACCGGAAUGGAUAACGAGACUUCACGAUCGUGUUGCGCCAUAUGGCAAAGAUUUCACCCUGCAAUGUGAGGCAUCGGGUAAGCCUCUCCCAACAGCAAGAUGGCUUCGAAAUGGUAAAGAAAUUCAAAUGGGCGGAGAACGAAUUACUUGCGACUCCAAGGAUGGCCUCUUCCGAUUGCACGUCUCAAAUGUGCAGGCUGGCGACGACGGUGACUAUACAUGCGAGGCGAUCAAUUCUCUUGGAUUUGUCCAUACCUCCGGUUACCUUAAGAUCGGAUCUCCGCCAGUCAUUAACCGAUGUCCCAGUAAGCUUUUCUUACCCGAAGGUGAUAAUGCUAAGAUCAAGGUCUACUAUUCUGGCGAUCAGCCAUUAACUGUGAUAUUAAAACGUAACAACGAAGUGGUUUUAAAGUCGGACAGCAGUGAUGACAGCCACAUUAAGUUCACCAUAUUUGAUGACUACGUGGCGAUAUUUCUACGUGAUAUUGUUAAAAGCGAUGUAGGUCAAUAUCAAAUUGAAUUUACUAAUGAUUCGGGUAGUGCCAUUGGUCAAUUUGAUGUACACAUUACGGGUCUACCCUCAGCACCGAUCGGACCGAUGGGUAUCUCUCAUAUUAACAAACAUUCGUGUUCUUUGGCCUGGCGUCCACCAUCUUAUGAUGGUGGCCUUAAGGUUACUCAUUAUGUUGUAGAACGUAAGGAUGUUUCCUCACCACACUGGAUAACGGUGUCUAGUACUUGCAAAGACACCUCCUUUAAUGUCCAAGGUCUACUUGAAAAUCAGGAAUAUAUUUUCCGUGUUAUGGCUGUUAAUGAAAACGGAAUGGGUCCUCCCCUUGAGGGCUUGAAUCCGAUUCGAGCCAAAGCCCCAAUUGACCCUCCUUCGCCACCAGGCAUUCCCCAGAUCCUCGAGAUUGGGGGAGACUUUGUGCAUUUGGAAUGGAGUAAGCCAGAAUCGGAUGGCGGUGCUCACAUUCAAGGUUAUUGGAUCGAGAAACGUGAAGUUGGAAGUGAUACAUGGCAGCGUGUCAACGCUACCAUCUGUGCUGCUUCUCAAAUAAACUGCUCCAAUCUGAUCGAAGGUCGGCAAUACGAAUUCCGUAUCUUUGCUCAGAAUGUUGCAGGCCUAUCGAAGCAUUCAUACUCCUCGCAGGCUAUCAAGAUAGUAGAUCCAAAGGCUGCAUCACCUCCAUUGAUUGUGAAACCAUUACGUGAUGCCAAUUGCAUUCAAAAUCAUAAUGCCCAAUUCUCUUGCAACAUUACGGGUGUUCCAAGACCAACCAUUACUUGGUAUAAGGGUGCACGAGAGAUAACCAAUGGGGCAAGAUAUCACAUCUACGCAGAAGGCGAUAAUUAUUUCCUAAAUAUAAAUGACGUAUUUGGCGAAGAUGCCGAUGAAUAUGUCUGUCGUGCCGUUAACAAAGCGGGUGCAAAAUCAACAAGAGCUGCUUUAGCUAUUAUGACUGCUCCCAAACUAAACGUUCCACCUCGAUUCAGAGACACAGCUUAUUUCGACAAGGGUGAAAAUGUUGUAAUCAAAAUACCAUUCACUGGCUAUCCCAAACCACGUAUUCAUUGGAUUAGGGAAGGUGAGAAUAUUGAGUCUGGUGGACACUACCAUGUUGAAGUAAAGGAGAGGCAUGCGGUACUAACAAUUCGUGAUGGAUCCCGAUUGGACACUGGACCAUAUAGAAUAACAGCGGAAAAUGAGCUUGGCCUAGAUACAGCUAUAGUUCAAGUGCAAAUAAGCGACCGCCCCGAUCCGCCACGCUUCCUCACUAUCGAAUGUAUUGGUACUGAUUCGUUGUCUCUGAAUUGGAAGGCCCCAGUAUGGGAUGGUGGCAGUGACAUCACAAAUUAUUAUGUAGAGCGUCGUGAGCAUCCCUUAUCAUCGUGGAUACGAGUGGGUAAUACACGGUUCACCUCGUUGGCCGUCAGUGGUCUAACGCCCGGUAAAGAAUAUGAUUUCCGUAUCUUUGCUGAUAAUGUUUAUGGUCGUUCAGAGCCAUCCGAACCGAGCACGCUUAUCAAGACGAAAGACUCAAUUAAAAAGAAGCCAACCGAACGGAAAUACGAACUUGAUGCGAAUGGCAAAAAGGUGCGGGGUAAAGCCGAUGGGCCAAUCAAGGACUACGAUUCGUAUGUCUUUGAUAUCUACUCCAAAUUUGUACCCCAGCCAGUUGAAAUAUCGCACCAUAGUGUUUACGAUAAGUACGAUAUAUUGGAGGAGAUUGGAACUGGUGCCUUUGGUGUGGUGCAUCGCUGUCGCGAACGUAGUACUGGAAAUAUAUUUGCGGCCAAGUUCAUUCCAGUCUCACAUGCCGUUGAAAAGGAUCUGAUUCGUAGGGAAAUCGAUGUUAUGAAUCAGCUACAUCAUCAAAAGUUAAUUAACUUGCAUGAUGCCUUCGAGGAUGAUGAUGAAAUGGUUCUGAUAUUGGAAUUCUUAUCAGGUGGUGAACUGUUUGAACGUAUUACCACCGAAGGUUAUGUGAUGACGGAAGCUGAGGUUAUUAAUUACAUGAGGCAAAUAUGCGAAGGCAUUCGGCAUAUGCACGAAAAGAACAUUAUACAUUUAGACAUUAAGCCCGAAAAUAUCAUGUGCCAAACUAGAUUGAGCACGAAUGUUAAGCUUAUUGACUUUGGAUUAGCAACUAGGCUAGAUCCAAAUGAAGUGGUAAAAAUUACCACAGGCACCGCCGAGUUUGCUGCUCCAGAAAUCGUAAACAGAGAACCCGUUGGUUUCUACACGGAUAUGUGGGCAACAGGUGUAUUAGCUUAUGUUCUAUUAAGCGGUCUGUCACCAUUUGCCGGCGAUAAUGAUGUACAAACACUUAAGAACGUCAAGGCCUGCGAUUGGGACUUUGAUAUACAAUCAUUUAAGUACAUUUCCGAAGAAGGCAAAGAUUUUAUUCGCAAACUUUUGGUGGCUAACAAGGAAAAGCGUAUGACGGCACAUGAAUGCCUAUUGCAUCCUUGGUUAACCGGAGAUCAUAUUGGCACCACUCAAACUCUUAACCGUGAUCGUUAUUUGGCAUAUCGCGAAAAGCUGCGAAAGAAAUAUGAAGAUUUCGAGAAAUAUUUAUUGCCAAUUGGACGGCUGUCCGAAUACUCUUCUUUGCGUAAAUUGCUAAUGGAAAAAUAUAAGAUUCAUGAUACGGUUAUUGAUCGGAGACAAGCAGCGCCACGAUUCGUAAUUCGACCAUCAUCCCAAUUCUGUUAUGAGGGACAGAGCGUCAAGUUCUAUUGUCGAUGCAUCGCUAUAGCCACGCCAACGGUUACCUGGUCACACAAUAAUAUUGAACUACGACAGAGUGUUAAGUUUAUGAAGCGCUAUACUGGUGAUGAUUAUUACUUCAUUAUUAAUCGUGUCAAGUUAGACGAUCGCGGUGAAUAUAUAAUCCGUGCAGAGAAUCAUUAUGGCUCUAGGGAAGAAGUUGUUUUCCUUAACGUUCAACCAUUGCCAAAAGAAUUACCCAAAUUCCGUACGGAAUCAACGCCAGUUCGCCGUCGUGAACCUUUACCAUAUACAUUCUGGCAGGAAGAAUCCGAAUCGGCGCCCAGUUUUACAUUCCUAUUGCGGCCGCGUGUAAUGCAGGCGCGCGACACCUGUAAACUUUUAUGUUGUCUUAGUGGAAAGCCUGUACCCACGGUCAAGUGGUACAAGGAUGGCCGUGAGCUUAGCAAAUACGAGUAUGCCAUGACCCAUUCAGAUGGUGUCGUCACCAUGGAAAUCAUUGAUUGCAAGCCAUCCGAUUCUGGGAAGUACAGUUGCAAGGCUACAAACUGUCAUGGAACAGAUGAAACCGAAUGCGUUGUUAUUGUUGAAGGAGAAUGGGUCACACCUGAGCAGGCUCAACUUGCCCACAAUUUUCUGUAUUCAGGAGACCGGAAGUACAUAGAGCAGCCAUUAAAGCCCGCUCCGCCACCAAUAAUAACAUCUCGGCAAUUCACCUCAACAUCUGAAACAAAGGCCAACAAAAAGGACGAAGCUUUAGACCCUCAAAAUAGCAUUUCUAGCAAAAAGAAGUACGCAUCGAAUAGUUUACAGACCCCCGGUAGCCCGUCGAGGUCACGUAGUGCUACCAAAGAACUGAUACUUCCCCCGGAUGACUCAUUGAUGUGCAAGCCAGAAUUUACGAAGUCCCUUCACGAUCUAACUAUUCGUGAUGGCGAACAAUUGGUACUAAGUUGCCAGGUGAAGGGCGAUCCAGAACCACAAAUAACCUGGUCUAAGAACGGAAAAUCAAUCUCAUCUUCGGAUAUUAUGGAUUUAAAAUAUAGAAACGGUACCGCAACCUUAACCAUCAAUGAGGUAUUCCCAGAAGAUGAAGGAGUGUUUACUUGUACGGCCACAAAUUCGAUUUGCGCUGUAGAAACGAAAUGCAAGUUAACAAUAAUGCCUCUUGAUAAGAACACAACAAAACGCCAUGUGAUCUCCAGUGACAAGGCACCAAAGAUAGUGAGUCACUUGGAGUCGCGCUUUGUAAAGGACGGCGAUGCCGUAACAUUGGCUUGCCGCAUCAUUGGGGCUAGACACUUCGAUGUUGUUUGGUUGCAUAAUAACAAGGAAAUCAAGCCCAGCAAAGAUUUCCAAUAUACAAACGAAGCGAAUAUAUAUCGCUUGCAAAUUGCCGAAAUUUUCCCGGAAGACGGUGGCACCUAUACUUGUGAAGCCUUCAACGACGUUGGCGAAUCCUUCAGCACCUGUACAAUUAACGUAUCUGUGCCCGGAGAUGAGCCCAAGUACCCAGUUUUCUUAAAGUUCCCCACAUCGGUUUCAAUAUUGGAAACAGAAAGUACCACAUUUGAGUGUGAAGUGGACUCUGAACUUCUUAAUUUAGUGUGGGUUAAGGACGGAAAGCCAGUAGAUGAAACACAUUCACGAUACUCAUUUACCAAGGAUAGGAAUCGGUAUUGCUUUACAGUCGCCAAGUGUAAUUUGGAUGAUGUUGGCCAAUACCAAGCAAAGGCUGUGGCCAAGAAGGGAGAAAGUAUAUGCGCCUUCUCAAUGAACGUACACAAUGCAGAAUCAUAAGCAUGCAUAUAUGGCUUAAGAGUAUGCCCAGAUAAUUUAGACUGCUCAUCGAAAAGUCUCGCUGUCAUCACAUUAUGCAUUUUAAAGCAUCAUCCUUCCUGCAAUAACAAAAACUCAUAAUUUCACGUAUUAUAUUUAAAAAUACUAUUAAUUUAAUAUAUCAUCAACAAAUGUAAAUUCACAUUUUUAUAUAAAUGGAAAAAAGGAACUUAAUAACAGAUCCUUCUACCAUCGAAAUUUUUAAGGCCUCUCAGUGCUUGGAUGACUUCUGGCAUCCUCAAAACUAAAAUCUUUAAACUUUAGCCAUUCAAGUAUUUGAGACUAUUAAUCUUUCGAAAUUGUAGAUCUGUUGUAUAACGAAUUAAUUAUAAUAAAAUAAAAAUCUGAAAAGGCAGUAAUUGACAAAAACA
Molecule: messenger RNA, 25906 nt
Organism: Drosophila serrata
Lineage: Eukaryota; Metazoa; Arthropoda; Insecta; Diptera; Drosophilidae
Gene: bt
Product: projectin protein bent
Biological process (GO): protein phosphorylation; sarcomere organization
Cellular component (GO): M band
Molecular function (GO): ATP binding; protein kinase activity; protein binding
Source: RefSeq, a predicted model, not a curated record